GCGGUGUUGGUGGCAGCGUCAGCAGGCAGAGGGAGAGAGAGAGAGAGAUCAACCAGUAAUCACCAUCGUCUCUCACACACACACACACACACACUGCCAUGGUUCUCUCCGACACGCAAAACCACCAACAAAGCUUCUGAUUUUCUUACCCGGGGGUGAAACUUUGACGCGGUCUGACGAAGCCAUGGCGGCCGAAGGUUAAAGCCCCUCGGGUGUGAGCGACACACCGGAGACCAGAAAGUAGCCACCACCGUACGGAAACCACAAAGAAGAAGAAGAAGAAGAAGAAGAAGGAGAAGAAGAAGAAGGAGCCGUCGGUGUGUGUUUUUUUUUUGUUUUGUUUCACGCUCGGAGGGAAAGACGGCAUCCGGCCUGAGAAGAAGCUCCGAGGUCGGGGACUCCGGUCGGAGUAACGCUCAUCGUUUCUGGCCUCCCCUUCCUGAGAGCUCCAUGGAGAAAAUGAAGCGGUUCAAGCGGCGCCUCUCUCAGACGCUGCGAGGUAGCCACACCAUCGACGAGUCGCUGUCAGAGCUGGCUGAACAGAUGACCAUCGAGGAGAACGGCCUGAAGGACAGCGAGCCCAUAGUGAGGAAUGGCCGUCCUCCGUCAGCCCACAGUGUCCACUCCUUCCUCCACCAGUACACAGGCUCCUUUAAGAAGCCGCCACUGAGGCGGCCUCAGAGCGUCAUCGGGGGAGGCCUGGGUUCGCUCAUGGUCAUGCCUCGCAACGGUAGUCGCCUCGAUAUCGUCCAUGAGAACCUGAAGAUGGGGUCGGACGGGGAGAGCGACCAGGCGUCUGGGACUUCCUCCGAUGAGGUGCAGUCGCCCACGGGUGUUUGUUUGAGGAACAGAGGGAACAGACGCAUCUCUGCAGAGGACCUGAACAAACGUCUCUCCCUGCCAGCCGACAUCCGGAUACCUGACGGUUACCUGGAGAAGCUGCAGCUGAGCAGCCCGCCCUUCGACCAGCCUCUGAGCCGACGCUCCCGCAGAGCAUCACUGUCAGAGAUUGGAUUUGGAAAGCUGGAGACCUACAUCAAACUGGACAAACUGGGGGAGGGAACGUACGCCACAGUGUUCAAAGGGAGGAGCAAACUGACGGACAACCUGGUGGCGCUGAAGGAGAUCAGACUGGAGCAUGAAGAGGGGGCGCCAUGCACAGCUAUCAGAGAAGUGUCUUUACUGAAGGACCUGAAACACGCCAACAUUGUGACGCUGCACGACAUCAUCCACACAGAGAAGUCGCUCACACUGGUCUUCGAGUACCUGGACAAAGACCUGAAGCAGUACAUGGACGACUGUGGGAACAUCCUUAGCAUGCAAAAUGUCAAGAUCUUUCUGUACCAGAUCUUGAGAGGCUUGGCGUACUGUCACAGGCGGAAAGUUCUCCACCGAGACCUGAAGCCCCAGAAUCUUUUAAUCAACGACAGGGGAGAACUCAAACUAGCUGACUUUGGACUGGCGAGGGCCAAGUCUGUGCCCACUAAAACAUACUCUAACGAGGUGGUAACGCUGUGGUAUCGGCCUCCCGACGUACUGCUGGGCUCCUCUGAGUACUCCACACAGAUAGACAUGUGGGGUGUGGGUUGUAUAUUCUACGAGAUGGCUGCCGGCAGACCCCUGUUCCCAGGCUCCACAGUGGAGGACGAGCUGCACCUCAUCUUCAGGCUACUAGGCACUCCCACAGAGGACAACUGGCCUGGCAUCUCCUCCAUUGACGAGUUCAAGUCCUACAAGUUUCCCAAGUACAAGGCCCAGCCCCUCAUUAACCACGCUCCAAGGUUGGACACUGAUGGCAUCGACCUGCUGAUGUCAUUCCUAAAAUACGAGUCGAAAAAGAGGACCUCUGCCGAUGAAGCAAUGAGACAGCCGUACUUCAGGAGCCUGGGGCCACGCAUGCACACACUGCCAGAGAACAUAUCCAUAUUCACACUGAAGGAGGUCCAGCUGCAGAGAGAUCCCGGCUACCGGAACUCAUCGUACCCUGAGUCAGGCAACGGAAAGAGCAGAAGACAAAGCAUGCUGUUUUAGAUUCUCUGGACUGUCCUUUUUUUUUUUAUUUGGGAAGGAUCUCCUCGCUGUACAGUAACCUGAGAUUGAUGUUGGCACUGAGCAUCAUCAUCAUCAUCAUCAUCGUCACUCCUCAGAAAUCUACUUGGGGGGGGGAAACAGGUCGACAGUGCGGCCGACCCCCUCCUCUCCAGGUUUGGCCUGACGUUGGCCCCAAAAGAGACAUUUAUAUACUGUACAUCUGUAUUUAUUGAGAAGAGAAUUUGCUGCUAAAUACAACUACUGUCUAGAAUCCUAACUGGCUCAGUCACUUUAAUGAGUACAUGCAAUGUGUAUAGAUUUUUGAUUUUGUUUUUGAAGUGUGGUAUUUUUAGUGAUAUUUUUUGUCAUAAUUUCCAUUUUCAUACAAACAAAAGUGCACCUCAAAGCUCGUGUGUGUGUGUGCGCGUGUGUGUGUGUGUGUGUGUGAGAGAGAGAGAGAGACGUGCAGAUGGAUGUUUCUGUAGCAACUCAAAAGAGUUUGAUUUUCUGUCUUUUCUGUACACCUGUGUGUGUCUCUCACCCCGCUGCCACGGCGCUGAUCACAGCUGCAUCAUACCCGACCAUUACUCUGAAGGUUUUUUAAGGCCAGCUUUGAUAUAACUGAUGAUUUGAUCCUAACUGGAGGCGAUUAGGAGAGCCGUGCGUUCUUGUCAGAUAUCUGCAUUAUCAUUCCAGGACGCUUUGGUCUCUUAUUGUGACCAAUGAACAAAAUGCAAGGAGUAGAAAAGAGACGAUGUAGGAUUAUUAACAAGGGCAUUACAGGAUUAGUGACGCCUCCUAAAUUCUUCAGAAGAGAUUAAACUGCCGUGAACAACCUUCUUAUCCUUUUCCACCUCAAUCUGACACCUACAUCUGCUGCAAUCUGUUACAAAGAAGAGGCCUGAAGUGUUGGAAUCUGCUACUCUGCCUUCGUACAUUACAGAUGUGUCCCCCCCCCCCUGCUGUCAUUCCCAUCUCCCACCAACUGUAAAAAAAACAGAUCCCUUUUUCAUUUUCUGGAUUGCCUCCGUCAUUGUGUUGCAUGCCUGCUCUGUUGUAUGAGGAAGCACACAGCCACUGAACUCCUGAGUCAGGGAGCACUAGCUAUAGUCCUGCCCCUGGUGAAUAUGAUACUGAGUCAAAGUCUAUUUAACAGUGUUACCACGGAUGUUUUGUAUGAUUUCUUUAACUUUAUUUGUGGAUUAUUGUUAUUGGUGUGGGAUUUCAUUGCAGAUACCCUCCCAUAUUUGAGUUUGUUUUUUUCCAGAGCAAAGAAAAUAAAAUUUAAAGUUUAAACAGAAAUCA
Messenger RNA from Labrus bergylta (ballan wrasse), 3336 nucleotides. RefSeq names its product cyclin-dependent kinase 17. The record is from RefSeq and is a predicted model, not a curated record. Lineage: Eukaryota; Metazoa; Chordata; Actinopteri; Labriformes; Labridae. Gene Ontology annotation, molecular function: cyclin-dependent protein serine/threonine kinase activity; ATP binding. Gene Ontology annotation, biological process: protein phosphorylation. Gene Ontology annotation, cellular component: nucleus; cytoplasm.